GCUGCUAGAAGAACUCUGUUUAUGUUUGAUUUAGAAAAUAGAAGAUAAAAACAUACAACAACAAAAACUCUGCGACAAGAAUUGAGUUGAAAGAACUAAAAUAGAUGUCAUUUCGCAGUUAACGUAACUGUCGGCAUUCAAAGCUCCUGGUGUACUGCAGACGGACGUUAAGGACGGCGUCUCGGUAGUUUAUUUCUAAGGAAUGCUGUUGGCGCAUACCUGUUGAGGCAUUUAGGUAAGCAUCCAUCCAUUCAUCCAUCCAUGGAGGGCUCCAGCGUUGGCCGACUCUCGUCAAACCGUUGGCCGCCCGUCGAGAGCCUUUCAGCCGAAGCGAAAACUCCUCUCCCGCCGGUCCAGGUGAAGAAACAAGCCGUGAAGCGACACCACCACAAACACAACUUGAAACACCGCUACGAGUUCCUGGAGACGCUCGGGAAAGGAACGUACGGGAAAGUAAAGAAAGCUAAGGAAAGAUCUGGAAGACUGGUUGCCAUUAAGUCCAUCAGAAAGGAGAAGAUCAAGGAUGAACAAGACCUGGUUCACAUUCGCAGAGAAAUUGAGAUCAUGUCGUCACUGUGUCACCCGCAUAUCAUCACUAUAUACGAAGUAUUUGAGAACAAGGACAAAAUUGUGAUCGUAAUGGAGUACGCCAGCCGGGGAGACUUGUACGACUAUAUCUGCGACAGAAGGCACGUCUCCGAGCAGGAGUCGAGGAACUUCUUCAGACAGAUUGUGUCUGCUGUGCACUACUGCCAUCAAAAUGGAAUAGUUCACCGGGAUCUGAAACUGGAGAAUAUUUUACUAGAUGGCAAUGGCAACGUCAAGAUUGCUGACUUUGGCCUGUCAAACCUCUAUAACAGAGACGAGUACCUUCAGACAUUCUGCGGUAGCCCAUUGUACGCAUCCCCAGAAAUCGUAAAUGGUCGGCCAUACCGUGGGCCGGAGGUGGACACGUGGUCUCUUGGGGUGCUGUUGUACACUAUGGUUCAUGGUACAAUGCCAUUUGAUGGCAACAACCACAAGGACCUUGUGCAGCAAAUCAGCACUGGAAAUUACCGCAAACCAAACAAACCCUCCGAUGCAUGUGGUCUCAUUCGUUGGAUGCUAAUGGUCAACCCUGAGCGCAGAGCUACAAUUGAGGAAAUAGCAGGACACUGGUGGCUUAACUGGGGUUACCAGAAACCCCUCCUCUCUGAGACAACAGCCAACCAAGUUGAGGGUGCAAAGUCGACGGCCUCUUCGUCAGCGCAGCACCCGGCCGGGCUGGCUAGCGUUGCUAGCUGGCUGAGACGUACAUCCAGGCCUUUGCUCGAGAAUGGCUCCAAGAUGCGCUGCCUGCUCCGCUCACAAGGCGUUAGUGGCAAUGAUGUAGUUCGACAGCGUUCUCUACGUAGGUCACAAAAGGAGAACAAUGUCUCCCAGCCCAGCCACGAAGGAAGUACAGACACCCGACCUUCUAAGGGGAUUUUAAAAAGAAGAAACAGUGUAAAACAAAAGGUCAUCAGUGAGACCACUACCACAUCACUGGAACAUCAAAACAUUUUGUCCAACCCAGCCAGCGCCCCUUCAGCGGAAAUGGUACCUCGCAAAGGUAUCCUCAAGAAGCCCACAGAGCAAGAAUCUGGCUAUUACUCCUCCUCCCCUGAGAACAGUGACUCUGGCUGGGUCCCGCAAUCCAAAGCGCCCACCUCAAUAUCAACCCACAGAAAAGGCAUACUCAAGCGAAAUGGAAAGUUCUCUGGUGCGCAGGAGUUCGGCUCCUUAGAUCAGCUAGCAGUUUCAUUACCCAACAGGGGCACAAGGGUUAGAUCGAGUGGUGCUAUCAGCGAGGAGAGCAUUCUGUCCUCAGAGUCCUUUGAUCAGCUGGAUCUUCCAGACUUUGCACGACUUCCUGCACAUCCAGAGAAAGCUGGACGGCCCACCAUGAGAGGAUGUGUGUCUGCUGACAAUCUGCUUGACAUCCAAGAAGAUGAUAUUCUUGGAGAUGGGCUGCACAGGAAGUGGAACUGCUAUGAGUCUGGAGUGGCUGACAGUGCCUUCUCCAUUACAGACUGCGAUAAUGUGACCGAGGCUUACAAGCAGGCCUUAAUUAUUCACAGUCCUGUUUCAAGUUAAACACCACUGAAGAUUCUGUAUGCAUGGCCAAAGCACAUUGUGACAAUACUGUCUAACAGCGCACUUAAGUCAUCAUCAGGGAUUUCACACACCAAAAAAGGGAAGAGGGAUACUCAACAGGCUUGGUCAGGUUAAAACAAUGAUUAUUGUAUAUAUGUAUGUCAGAGUCUUAGGUACUCAGCUUUGAAUACAUGAGAGCAUUGUCAAAGUCUCCCUAAAACCAAAACACCUUGAAUGUAAGUGUUGUAGGGCAUCAGUCAUUUGGAGGCUCUUGUGCCUUUUAUGACCUGAGGUUUUUUUUCCCAGCCGACAGUUAGAAAAUUAUUUAUGGUUUCAUGGCGCUUUUGUCAUUGAACAUUGUUGUCAAUGAGGUUCAACGGGAGAAAUGCUUCUCUUUACCUGCCUAUUUUACUGCAUUUUAUUAUAAUGAAAGUUACGUAGGUAACUAUGGUCCUAUGAAUCCCAAAUGACUGCCAGUUACAGCACCCCGUCUGGCGGUCAGCAGGGAUGAAAUAGAACUGCAAACUACUGUACAUUUCAUGAUGCCAAAGAGCACUCUUGUUAACACUACUGGAUGAAAUGCUCAGGACAGGGAUCUCAGUUUUUAAUUUCAAUCCAGGUUUCUGCAAGUUUGGACAAGACUUGAAUAACAACCUGACUCACUGAUGCACAAUAAGCGUAACCUGUUUAACCUGCUGUAACACCCAAAUCUACGCUGGUGCACAUGCACAAGUAGCAUAACAGAUGUUUUCUUGUAACAUUCCAGGAAAAACAGCAUUUGUUUGAAGUAAAUUGUGAGCUUUACUGGCUGAAUGUUAUAUCUGUUGUUAAACUCCUCAAGUAAUGAUGGUGUCUUUAGGUCUAUGGCUCAGGUGUUUCAUAUUAUUUGGAAAUAAUAUGGAUAUUUGCUAAAGGCAGGUAUAAGUAUUUCUAUCUUACAAAUGCUGUUUACAAAUACGGUGAACUGGCAUGUCCAUACUGCUUGAUGCUGUUGAAAUGCUAAAUAUUUGGGAGGUUUGGUUUGUUUCGUCCUGUAACAUCAGCGGUGUUUUAUGUCUAAUUUGACAUUUGAAUUCCUGACAUUACUCAAAAUAGUACAUUAAAAAGUGACAAGUUUUAACAUGACAUCUGAUAAAUUGGGAACUAUUACUUUAUUGUCAUUUCAAAAGAAGACGUCCAGUAACGUAAACCUCUCUUGAAACUGGAAUGUUGAUAUGGCAAUGUUUGUGUUUCAGUUUUUCCUUGACAAACUGAAGCUUAUCAGGAAUGUAAAGCAGAUGUGUGAAUGUUUGUAUAUGCAAAGUUGAAAUUGUCAAAACGUCAGUUUGUUCUUGUCAUUUCAAGAAAUGAAGGAGCAGGGUUCAUGAAAGCAAAAGUGUUCAUAAUUUUUGUACCAUGUGCAUUUAAGUAUUAAAUCAACUUUUGUUGCAAAUUUCAUUUUUUUUCAACAUGUGCCAAAGUUGUCAACUUUGUUGACACUUCUGUGACUGGGAUAAGGGCAUCAAUAAAAAAAAGUGCUUCCUCAUCUU
Molecule: messenger RNA, 3644 nt
Organism: Corythoichthys intestinalis (scribbled pipefish)
Lineage: Eukaryota; Metazoa; Chordata; Actinopteri; Syngnathiformes; Syngnathidae
Gene: nuak2
Product: NUAK family, SNF1-like kinase, 2
Exons: 7
Coding region: 262-2115 (617 amino acids)
Biological process (GO): intracellular signal transduction; protein phosphorylation
Cellular component (GO): cytoplasm
Molecular function (GO): protein serine/threonine kinase activity; ATP binding
Source: RefSeq, a predicted model, not a curated record